UUUGAGUGAGGAAAGCUGUCACUAAGUGGGAAAAAAACAAAGCAGCGGCUCCGUGUUUGUCACGUGGUCGGGAGGCUGUGCUCUGGAUUACAGUCCGACUAGGAAACACUAAUAAAAAUGGCUGAGAAGGCGAAGAACGAUGCUGAGGAAUUUGUGAUGGACUUGGCAGAACAUGUCAAGAAACAGAGAUGGUGGAAUAAAGUGUUUGGCAACAAUUCUGGGCCAGCUGCCGAGAAGUAUUCGGUAGCAACCCAGCUCGCUAUCGGUGGAGUGACUGGCUGGUGUGCAGGGUACCUGUUUCAGAAAGUUGGGAAACUGGCAGCAUCAGCAGUAGGUGGAGGCUUCUUUUUGCUUCAGAUUGCCAAUCACACAGGAUACAUUAAAGUUGACUGGAAGAGGGUUGAGCGGGAUGUGAACAAGGCCAAGAAACAGCUAAAGCUAAAUGCUGAGAAGCCACCUAAAGAAGUGAGGACAAAAGUGGACGAGGUGCAGACAUUCGUGAAGAAGAACAUCGUCCUCACAGGGGGCUUUGCUGGAGGAUUUCUGCUCGGCCUGGCCUCAUAAGAAGCCUCUCCUUUGUUUUGUGUGUUAUACAGUAUAAAACAAAAAGAUGUCUGCUUUCAACAUGUAACAGCUUUUGGCAUUCAAAUAAUCGCUACUGCAGCUUUAACCAAGUACUCGUUACAUUAAAGAUUUAUUUAUAUACUGUAGCUAUUUUAUCUUGUCUUUCUUAGCAAACGCAGCUACUAAGUAAUGCUUGAAAUAUUUGUAAUGAGUUUAUUUUAUAGUUUUGUUUAGUUUUUUUUUUUUCCUUUGGCAUGUACAUUUUUUUUUUCACAUUUUCGCUCACUUUCCCUUUGAUUUUGUUACAGUUCAUUUGAACCAUUUUGGAUUAUGUGAUGUGAAUUUGAUUUGUGGUGUGAGUAUUUGAUACAUACUGUUAAAGUAUGUAUGACUAAAGAUGUCCACAGUAUGUGUACGGCACCCUUUAAAUUCUCAGUAUGUUAAAAACUGAAAAGUUAAAGGAAUGUUCAAGAAUUUCCCCUCAUGCCAAAAUUCAGCAAAAUAUGGAACUCAUUCGUUUUAGAAGGAGAGGAAAUACUCAAUAGGAUUUAGUCCAAAGUUGUAUUUUCUUAAAAUAAAAGUGAAACUUUUAAGUAAAUCA
Molecule: messenger RNA, 1165 nt
Organism: Astyanax mexicanus (Mexican tetra)
Lineage: Eukaryota; Metazoa; Chordata; Actinopteri; Characiformes; Acestrorhamphidae
Gene: fundc2
Product: fun14 domain containing 2
Exons: 5
Coding region: 118-564 (148 amino acids)
Biological process (GO): autophagy of mitochondrion
Cellular component (GO): mitochondrial outer membrane
Source: RefSeq, a predicted model, not a curated record